Molecule: messenger RNA, 1210 nt
Organism: Triticum aestivum (bread wheat)
Lineage: Eukaryota; Viridiplantae; Streptophyta; Magnoliopsida; Poales; Poaceae
Exons: 4
Coding region: 218-1210 (330 amino acids)
Molecular function (GO): nucleic acid binding; RNA-DNA hybrid ribonuclease activity
Source: RefSeq, a predicted model, not a curated record
AGGUGGAGCUCUUCGAGAGUGAGCGUCGAACUAGUGUGGCAUCAGUCGUGCCGAAUGAGAUGGAGCUGCCAAGCGCCUGAGUAGCAAUGGUUGGGGAGCAGACGAGCUAUGCAUGUGUGAAGCUGAUGGGUAUGCAUGCAUCAGAACAUGGGACUGAGGCAGACUGCAGGGGCACUAGUAGUAAAUAAAAAAUGAAUCUACUUUGGGCUGGGGGGCCAUGGCCCCCUCAGGUUUGUACAUAGCUCCGCCAUUGAACACGACCCCCGUCCCUGCAGCGGCUUUGCCGGGGAGCAUGGCGCUCUACGCGGUGGUGCCAGACUCCCAGAUACGGGACGCAACCGUGGAGAGGUUCCUCAAAGAGAUCGCCGGGGAGAAGCCCAUCCGGUUCACCCCGCAGCAGCUCUCGGGCUUCACAGACAACUAUUCCACCCGACUCGGCGCCGUCUACAUGGGCAUGCUGCCCAACGGCCUCGCGGUCGCCGUGAAGCGCCUCCACCCGGGCCAAGACGACAGGACCUCGCAGGAGCAGUUCAUGGCGGAGGUGGGCACCAUCGGGAGGACGCACCACAUCAACCUGGUCAGGCUCGGCUUCUGCUACGACGCCGACAUGGUACACAUCCUACAAAGUGGUCUCCUCCACCCGUUGGUUGGGUCAAACUUAAUACGGACGGAGGACGGUAAAGCUGGAGCUGGUAUGGUGCUUCGUGAUGAUCGCGGUGGCAUAUUUCCUUCACGCGGCAAUAUCAUCUAUUCAUCCUGCAGGGAACACUUCUCAUGUCGAGAUGCCUUAGAAGCAGAAAUAAGUGCAUGCAUGGAGGGUUUAUCUCUAGCCAUUCAGCGUUCGGAUCUCCCAAUUUGCAUUGAAAUGGAUUCGAUACUAGCGGUGAACAUGUUGAAUGACAGUGGCGUGAACAGGUCUGUUUAUGCGGCGCUGGUGCAGGAGAUCAUGCAUUUGAAGUCUCUUCGUAUGACUCAUAUUACUCAUAUCAAUCGUGGUCAAAACUAUCAGCAGCCGGAGGCGAGGCCACCGAUGGGUGUGGUGGUGAAGAUGCUUGAGGGCGAGAAGGACAUUGCUCCGCCGGCGAACCCGUUCCAGCAUCUCAUGGCAGCGCAGGCGGCGGCAAAUCGGUGGACCACGGUGACGAGCUCCGUGAACACGGCGUCGACUCCCGCAAAUGGUGUUUCUCGUGGUAGCAACGAGAUUGUUUAA